GGUCAGACGUCGUUGGCGCCGGCUUGGCCGCCCGCCAUCUUGGUCCCUGUGUGGAAGCGGCUGAGGCGCGGCGUUCGCGGCGCCGGGAGCGGUAGCGGCCUCGCCGAGUCCGGGAGUCUCCGGGGAGGCCGGAGCGCCGGCCCGCCGCGCUGCGCUCCAGGCAAAAUUUGAGGGGUGAGCAGUAGGUACCAGACUCGAUGAGUUUCCAUCGAAAUGUCGGAAAAGUCAGGCCAGAGUACAAAAGCAAAGGAUGGAAAAACGAAGUAUGCAACGCUCAGUCUGUUUAACACUUACAAGGGAAAGUCACUGGAAACUCAGAAAACCACAGUUGCUGCACGCCAUGGAUUACAGAGUCUUGGGAAAGUUGCUAUUUCAAGGAGGAUGCCUCCACCAGCUAACCUCCCCAGUCUUAAAGCAGAGAACAAAGGCAAUGACCCUAAUGUGAACAUUGUGCCUAAAGAUGGCACAGGAUGGGCUUCAAAACAAGAACAGCACGAAGAAGAAAAACAGCCAGACGUGCCGCAGACACAGCCAAAACCUGCUGUUCCUGCUCCUCCAGAAGCAGCUCCUGUUGCCAAAUCAUGGGCCAACACCAAACCAGGUGGACAAGAUGGUCCGCCUAUUCAAGUAAAUAGUUAUUUCCAGCAAGAGUUUCCCAGUCUUCCGGCAGCUGGGGAUCAGGAAAAGUCAGGCAAAGAGAAGGAUGCACCUGAAGAACUUCAUGGAUCAGGACCAAGCUUGCGGCCACAAAAUGCUACUAAUUGGAGAGAAGGUGGUAAUAAGAGCAACUCACCCAGUUCUCCAACUGAUCAAGAAGCUAAGGCCCUUGGACAAGAAGAUGGUAAUGCUACACCAACAGAACAAAAUGAUGGCCAGAAGGCAGCAGAGAAGAGAGAUGUGCGGUUACCACAGGUCCCUCAGCCCAAGCUGAAUGGCCAGCAGCAACCACCUGUCUCUUCUCAGUACAGAGCAAUGAUGCCACCUUAUAUGUUUAAUCAGUAUCCUAGAAUGGCAUAUCCUCCCUCCAUGCAAGGUCCAACAAGGUUUCCCAAUUCUGAGCUUAGCAGAGGGCCAAGGGGAAGAGGACCACCUUCAUGGUGUUCGGAACCUAUUGAGCGCCCAUCCAUUCUUAGUGCUAGUGAACUUAAAGAACUUGAUAAAUUUGAUAAUCUAGAUGCUGAGGCUGAUGAAGGCUGGGCAGGUGCUCAGAGUGAAGUGGAUUACACUGAACAGUUGAACUUCAGUGAUGAUGAUGAGCAAGGAAGUAGUCAAAAAGAGAAGGAAAGUGGUGAUGAACAAACACCAUCAAAAGAUUCCCAGAGUCCUGAUGGCCAGAAGGAAGCAGAUGAACAGACAAGUGCUAAGUCUGCCACCCAGGUUUCCACAGCAGCAGCCAAAGGGUCAUACGGCAAAAGUUCUCAGCUUGAUCAGGAUCGGGGUCCAGCACAGCCUUCUCUACAUGAAAGAGGUGGUCCUGCUCUUCAUCCAAAAUCUAUUCUACCACCGCACCCUCCUCCCCCUGAUCGCCAGGUAGGACCUGGAAGGCAGGGACCCUUUCCCCCUAAACCAGUGCCAGAUGAAGAUGAAAUUUGGAAACAGAGGAGAAGACAGCAGUCAGAGAUAUCCGCUGCAGUUGAACGAGCCCGUAAGCGGCGAGAAGAGGAAGAAAGAAGAAUGGAAGAACAGCGCAAAGCAGCUUGUGCUGAAAAGCUAAAACGGUUAAAUGAGAAAUUUGGCUGUGUGACAAAACCCUCCAGGGAAGACCCUCUGAAGGAGCGGGAGAGGGAAAGGGAACGGGAAAGGGAAAGAGAGAGGGAAAGGGAGCGGGAAAAGGAGAGGGAACGGGAGAGGGAACGAGAGAGAGAAAAAGAGAGGGAGAAGGAAAAAGAGAAGGAAAGGGAGAAGGAAAAGGAAAAAGAAGAAAAAGAAAAACUGGAGAAGGCAAAAGAGCAAGAAGGAGAAAAAGAGAAAGAAAAGGAGAUGGAGAAAGAAGAGAAGGAAAAAGAAGAGGAGAAACCAGCACAUGAGGUUCCUGAGGCUGUAGAACCUGUGGCUACACAUGUAGUAGAAAAACAAGAAAGUGAAAACAGGAAUAACAAGGAAGAAAAAGACGAUCAGGCAGUCUUUACCCGACAAGAUAGUGGUCGGAAUGAGAAAGAGAUUUCACAGGUGACUCAUGAGAGUGAGCCAGAUUCAGGAUCUCAGCCUCGUCCUGCUGUUUCCUCAGGCUAUUCUAAACAGUUCCAGAAAUCAUUACCACCAAGAUUUCAGAGGCAGCAGGAGCAAAUGAAACAGCAGCAGUGGCAGCAGCAACAGCAAGGUGUCCUUCCCCAGUCUGCUCCCUCACAGCCUUCUAGUGGCCCUGUCCCGCCACCCCAGCAUAGACCCCUUUACCAGCCCAUGCAGCCACAUCCUCAGCAUUUAGCUUCAAUGGGCUUUGAUCCAAGGUGGCUUAUGAUGCAGUCUUACAUGGACCCACGAAUGAUGUCAGGAAGACCUGCAAUGGAUAUGCCUCCUAUUCAUCCAGGAAUUAUGCCUCCGAAACCACUGAUGAGAAGAGACCAGAUAGAGGGAUCAGCAACUAGUUCAGAUUCAUUUGAACAUAUAGCUCGCUCAGCAAGAGAGCACACUGUUCCUUUGUCAGAGCCCCGCAUGAUGUGGGGGUCAGACCCAUAUCCCCAUGCAGAACCUCAGCAGUCUAGCUCUCCUCCCAAAGUGUUAGAAGAGCCUGACAAUUUGAGGUCUGAGGCACACUUGGAGCAAGAACGAGUUGCUGUCCCUGCCACUGCUUAUCCUGUAGAACACAACCAGUUGGACUCGCAUCCAAAGACAGAUUUUUUCAGAGAAUCAGGAGAGAUGGAGGUACAAAAGUUCCCAAGCAGGCCUUUGGAAGAUGUACAACCUCUCCAAACUGACACACCUAACACAGCAGUUAAUUUUGAAGGAGUAAAGGAGAAAGUUACACGUAGCUCUCCAGAAGAACUGGUGCCUGUAGGGGAAAGUCACUCGUCACUAAAGAGAAGCAUUUCCCAUGGUUCAAGUCACUCUCUAAAGUCAGAAGACCAGAGGAAUGAAACAGCAACAAAUAUACCUAAAUUAAAUAACAGGCCUCUUGAGACAAAGGAGACAAUUGAGAGACUUGAGAUUAAGCCAAAAAAAGAAAUUCUGAUCAAUAGUAGAACGCUAGAAGGACUAAAACCUGAAAAAACUUUCAAACCUAAGUCUGAAACAAGAUGGGGUCCUAGGCCGGGUUAUGGCAGGAGAGAUGAAGGUGGUGAUAGACCAGUAAGAAGAUCAGGUCCUAUUAAAAAACCUGUGCUUAGGGAUAUGAAGGAAGAGCGUGAACAGAGAGAGGAGCGUGAGCAGAGGAAGGAGAAAGAGGGAGAAAAGACAGCUAAUGAGAAAUCUAGCAAGCCUGAAAAAGGUGACAGAAAGGAAGCAUCUCAAGUGCCACUGCUUCAGACUGAGCCAGAGAUAUCUGUCUCCAGUGGCACUCCUCUGGCUAAGAAGACAACCCAGGAUACUGCUGUGACCCUGACAAGCCAAGAGAGGGGUCAAGCUGAGACUGCAGCUAAAGCACUGGUUCAGACACCCACACCUCCAGUCCCGCAGCAGCUACCAGCCGCCCAGCCUGCUGCUCCACAGCUUCCCCCUGCAGUACAGCAGCAGCCACCAGCUCAGCCAGCAGCACAGCAGCAGCCACAUGUUCAGCAGCCAGCUGCUGCAGUGAAGGAAGAAAAGCAGACUGAGAAGGUGGUUAGCAAAGAGGGUUUAGAAAAACCACGCUUAGAAACCAGACCAGUAAAAAGAGAGCCUGGCUUGCCACCUAGGACAUACUGGAAAGAGGCUAGGGAUAGAGACUGGUUCCCAGAUCAGGGAUACAGAGGCAGAGGUCGUGGGGAAUAUUAUUCUAGAGGUCGUAGCUACAGGGGUUCUUAUGGAGGACGUGGUCGGGGCAGUAGAGGCCAUAAUAGAGAGUACCCACACUACAGAGAUCCUAAGCCUAGAUCAGACCAUGUGCCUUCAGGGCCUGUUAGGCAAAGAGAAGAGAGUGAAACUCGCAGUGAGAGUUCUGACUUUGAAGUAAUUCCGAAACGGCGGCGACAGCAUGGUUCAGAGACGGAUUCUGACAGCGAAGUUCAUGAAAGUGCAAGUGAUACACUGCUUUCAGACAAAGACAGUCUAAUCAAAGGCAAGCACCCAAAAAGAGAAGACAGAAAUGAUGGUAAGAAGCCUCCAAAGGUUCUGUCGUUCAAACCUGAAAACAGUAUCAGAGUAGACAACAGAUCUCUAGAAAAAACAUACAUUAGAGAUGAUGAUAACAAACCCAAACCAGGAUUUCUUCCUAAAGGAGAGCCUUCUAGACGAGGCAGAGGGGGAAUGUAUAGACGUGGUGGUAGGGAUCCUGGUGGGCGUCCUCCACGUCCAUCCACAAUAAGGAGACCAGCCUACAGAGACAGUCAGUGGAACCCUAGGCAGACAGAGAUCAUUAAACCAGAAGAUGGGGAGCCUCCAAGAAGAAAUGAACAUUAUGGUCCUAUACCAGUUGAUAAAAGACCUCCAAAAUUUGAGAGAAAGUUUGAUCCAAAUAGAGAAAGACCACGAAGACAAAGACCUGCUCGGCCUCCAAGGCAAGAUAAGCCGCCACGCUUUAGGCGCCUAAAAGAAAGAGAGGCUGCAUCAAAGGUAAAUGAGACAGUAACCAGCACAUCAGCAGGUGCAACAGUUAGUAAUACAGUUAAUGAACCCACUACCACUGCUCUGGAUGUGUCGGAAAGUAAGACACCAGACUUGUCCAACCAGAAUUCUUCAGACCAGGCAAAUGAAGAAUGGGAAACAGCCUCAGAAAGCAGUGACUUCAAUGAGAGGCGGGAGAGGGACGAGAAGAAAACAGCAGAUGCAGCAGCACAGGUGGCUGCAAAGGCAGGAGAAAAUGCUGGAGCUCCAAAAAGGGAAAUAGCCAAGAGAAGUUUCUCUAGUCAGCGGCCUGGAAUAGACCGUCAAAACCGACGUGGCAACAAUGGGCCAGCUAAACCAGGGAGGAACUUCUCAGGGCCUAGGAGUGAAAGGCGGAGUGGUCCUCCACCCAGAAGUGGGAAGAGAGGGCCCUUUGAAGAGCAGACAGCAACUGUGCCUAGUGUCGAUCCCACCAACAGCAACUCUUUGCAUCAAGAGGAUGGAGGUGUUACUGCUGCAGGCCAAAAGAGCACCAAGGAUGCAACUAGCAAAAAGAGAGAAGAACCUAAGGCUGGUCCAAAGAAGCCUAAGGAAAAAGUGGAUGCCUUGUCUCAAUUUGAUCUUAAUAAUUACGCAAGUGUUGUGAUCAUUGAUGAUCACCCUGAAGUGACAGUAGUUGAAGACUCCCAAUCUAACUUGAAUGAUGAUGGUUUCACAGAAGUGGUGUCUAAGAAGCAACAAAAACGCCUGCAAGAUGAAGAGCGUAGAAAGAAGGAAGAACAAACAGUGCAGGUGUGGACCAAGAAAGGAUCAAGUGAAAAAGGCCGAGGUCAGAAUUCCAAGCUCCCACCCAGAUUUGCCAAAAAGCAGCAACAGGCAGCAGCCGCAGCUGCACAGCAGGCACAAGCUCAGGCACAAGCUCAGGCACAGCCUCCGUGUACAACGCAGACUCCGGGUCAGCCACCAGCUUCUGUUCAGCCACCAAACCAGGCUGCAGGAGGAACAGCCAGCACAGAGUACACAGUGUCAGGCAAAGUUCUUCAAAACACUCAGGCUCACAAUGGUCUGGGAGCUGAAUUAUGGGAAAACAAGGUGCCUCCCUCAGCAGUUCUAAAUGACCUCUCCAAAAAAUUGGGACCCAUUAGCCCACCUCAGCCACCUUCCGUCAGUGCUUGGAACAAGCCUUUGACAUCUUUUGGUUCAGCUACAUCUCCAGAGGGAACAAAGCCUGGGCAAGAAGGUGGAGUUGAUCUUGGUAUAGAAACUAUUCAGUUUGGAGCCCCAGCUUCCAGUGGCAGUGACAAUGAAGUUGUCCCUGUACUUUCUGAGAAGUCCACUGAUAAGCUACCAGAGCCAAAAGAGCAAAGACAGAAACAGCCUCGGGCUGGACCCAUCAAAGCACAAAAGCUUCCAGACUUGAGUCCAGUAGAAAACAAAGAAUAUAAACCUGGUCCUAUUGGGAAAGAGCGUUCUUUAAAGAACAGGAAGGUGAAGGAUGCCCAACAGGGAGAGCCUGAGGGACAGGAGAAGCCAUCUCCCACCUCUGUCAGAAGUCCAGAGCCUGUCACUACAAAGGAAACCAAAGCAGCAAGUGAACUAAGCACGGAAAUAGGAACGAUGAUAUCUGUGUCUGCUCCAGAGUUUGGAACAAACACAAAGGAGUCUGUAACAGACUACACUACACCUUCUUCUCAUCCUAACACAAUGGCUACUAGCAGUACAAAAAUGGAGGAGACUUUGGUGACGAACGUGCCCCUGCCCCACACCCUUCCCCUCCCUAGGAGGGAGACUCUACAACAGAGCUCCAGCCUAACUCCAGUUUCUCCCGCUACCGUCGACCUCACCCUCAAGAUGGAGUCUGCACGCAAAGCAUGGGAGAAUUCCCCAAACAUGGGGGAUAAGAGUUCGCCAGUGACCUCAGCAGCAUCUCCCAUUGCUGGUGGCAGUGGCAGUAGCAGCAACAGCAGCAGCAACACAGGGCCAAGCAGUGGUACUUACAGCUCUUUCUCUAGUGCAUCAAUGCCUCCUAUACCUGUGGCCUCAGUCACACCAACAACUUCACUUUCAGGAGCUGGAACGUAUACAACCUCUUCACUGAGUACAAAGACUGCAAGCACCUCAGACCCUCCUAAUAUAUGUAAAGUGAAACCACAGCAGUUGCAGACAAGCAGCCUAGCUUCUGCCAGUCACUUUUCCCAGCUGAGCUGCAUGCCAUCCCUCAUUGCCCAGCAACAGCAAAGUUCCCAGGUCUAUGUGUCUCAGUCCGCAGCAGGUACUGCAGCUCAAAUCCCAGCAUUUUAUAUGGAUACAAGUCAUCUAUUCAAUACUCAACAUGCACGUUUGGCACCACCUUCUCUGGCUCAACAGCAAGGCUUUCAACCAGGGCUUUCUCAGCCUGCUUCAGUUCAGCAGAUCCCCAUCCCCAUCUAUGCACCCCUACAAGGACAGCAUCAAGCUCAGCUGAGUUUAGGAGCAGCACCAGCUGUAUCACAAGCCCAAGAGUUGUUCAACUCAUCCUUACAACCGUAUAGAUCCCAGCAAGCUUUUAUGCAAAGUGGUUUGUCUCAGCCAUCGCCAGUAGUUCUGUCUGGUACAGCCUUACACAACUUCCCGGCAGUACAACACCAGGAACUUGCUAAGGCACAGUCAAGCCUGGCAUUUCAACAGACUUCUAAUACACAACCUAUUCCUAUCUUAUAUGAACAUCAACUUAGUCAAGCUUCAGGACUGGGAGGCUCUCAGCUGAUUGAUACGCAUAUUCUCCAGGCCAGAGCUACACUCACUCAAGCUUCAAAUCUGUACUCUGGGCAAGUUCAACAGCCUGGCCAGAGCAAUUUCUACAACACUGCACAGUCUCCCAGUGCUCUCCAGCAGGUAAACUGUGGCAUGGUGACGGUACCUUUACCAGGAUCACAAAUUUCUUUGCCCAACUUUGGAUCCACAGCACAGCCACUUAUUGCCCUACCCCAAUCUUUACAACCACCACUACAGCACACACCACCACAAGCGCAGGCUCAGAAUCUAAGCAGACCUGCACAAGUAACUCAGCCUUUCAGAGGGUUGAUCCCAGCAGGAACUCAGCACAGCAUGAUCGCUGCAACUGGAAAGAUAUCAGAAAUGGACCUGAAGGCCUUUGGAGGUGGCAUCGAUGUUAAACCUGGAACACCACCAGUUACUGGUAGAAGUACUACUCCAACUUCCAGUCCCUUCCGGGCCAGUUCUACAAGUCCUAACAAUCAGUCCAAUAAAAUGAACAGCAUUGUCUACCAGAAGCAGUUUCAGUCAGCAGCUGCUGCUGUGAGAAUGACACAGCCGUUCCCUGCACAGUUUGCACCACAGAUUCUCUCUCAGCCUAACCUGCUCCCUCCAUUGGUAAGAGCCCCAUAUACUAACACCUUCCCAGCGCCUGUUCAGAGGCUGCCAGUAGUACUGCAUAGUCAGAUGCCGUCUCAGAUGACCACAGGCCUUAUGAGCCACCCUCGUUUACCGCGUGUGGCCAGAGGUCUUUGUGGAUCAGUAUCUGGAGCCAGAGGCAAUCAGGCCCAGGCUGCGAUGAAGGCUGAACGAGACAUGAAGGCAAAGCAGAGAGCAGAGGUACUUCAGUCCACCCAGAGAUUCUUUUCUGAGCAGCAGCAGCAGCAACAGAGCAAACCCAUAGGAGGCAAAGCGCAGAAAGUGGACGAGAAUGGGAGCAAACCCACCGAGGCAAUUGCUGACUCUUCAGGGGUCUGCCAGGACAAAACUGAGGAAAAGCCCAACCCUCCGCCUGCUACAGCAACAAAACCUGUUAGAACUGGACCAAUCAAACCUCAGGCAAUCAAAACCGAAGAAACAAAAUCUUAGAGGCUGUGUUUCCAUGGAGGUGGGGGGAGAGGGGAGGGUGGGUGAGAUGACAGCAGCAUGAAUUUCUAGCCCAAAGGAAGAGACAAUAGUGUUCUCUCCCCGUAGGGCUCUGAACAGUGUAAAGUGGCAUAGAAGCCUUCAGCAGUUACAGAUGCAAACUGCUGUGUAUCCAGCUGAGCUUCUAGGUUCCUUGGGCUUGUGUCUGCUCUAACAGCAUGGAGGCUGCUUUUGGCGUGUGCACGUUCUACACGUGUGCGCAUGUACUGGCUUACACACCUGUAUGUUUCCCAAAGUGAAAAAAAUGGAGCAGCAGGGGAGGUGGCCAGGGAGGCCUGUUCUGAGCUGACAAAUGAAUACUUGUAUUUUCUUCCGGCUCUGAUCUUCAGCUGCUAUUUAUCUUUUUAUAAACCCAUGAAUAUGAGAACAUGCAGAUUUGAAGAUGGUGCUAGGCCAAGUAAUACAUGUUAAGUUUUUAGUGACUUAAGCUUCUAUCUUGUAAUAAAGAGAGGGAUUCAUACAGCUGGCAAAAUUGCCUUUGCUGUGUGACCUAACAUAACACAGAGUAAUGCUGAUGAUGUUGAACUUCCCUCUGAAGGCAGUGCUUUGCUGGCUGCUGCUUCUUGGAUGAAAAUAUAUUGCAUUUAGAUCACCGUAUGAAAACGCUACUUGGCCACUUGUUCUCUACACCCACUGCCCCCUCGGUUGUUCACCUCUGGAAUUGAAAGGUUCAUUGCAUCAAUAGUCAGAUUUGUUCUGUUCACCUCUGUCCAGCUAUCUUUAUAUGAUGCGAGUGAUUUCUAAACGGUUUCCAGUUUAUGUCUGUAUACAGCAGCGAGCACUUCGAACUGUGCCACGAGAAUAAAAGAAACCUUAUUGGCUUAAAGAGAGUUUAAUCUACAAGGUGCAUUCUUUAUAUCAGAGCUACGUCGCACCACCUCCUUGCCCACAGUGUGCUGGAAAGUAGAAUCAAGUCAAAUAAAUGCCUUUUUAAUUGUAUCCUCUAGUAUUAUAGCUGUAGGACAGUACUGUAUGAUACUUCUGUGAAUGUAAGAUACCCUGUACCUGCUUAUGAUAUGUAGUAGUGACUGUGCUAUACUGGAGCUGUUUUUAAUAAUGUUAUUCUAGAGGUUUUUUUCCAGACAAUGAUUGAAAAAGCUAAUAAAAAGCACCAGGUACCACAUCAGUAGCAGAAUUUGCUGGUUUUUUUCUGGGAUUUUUUUGUUUUCCUUGGUUUUUGGUUGGUUUUUUGUUUUUUGGUUUUUUUUACAUGUUUUGGAAGGAAGAGGUGAGAGUCUAAUGUGUAUAAUUUUGUUCAAAUGACUGCAGAAGCUGGAAAGGCUGUUGCUGCUAUCGAUGCCUAGUGAAUCGCUAUUGGUUAUCUUUUUAUAUAAAUAUAUAUAUAAUUUGAAUUUUUGGAAACUUUAGCUGUGAUGUCAACUUUGGAAAAAAGUAUCCCACUUGUAGUGUGAGUUGGCAUUGUACAGAAAUUAACAGCCAUAUUGGUCUAGAAAUGUUAAACUUAAUUUUUUUUUCCAUUUGUACAGGGGUAACGCACUGUAUGAAAUAUGUACGGUCUUAUUUACAUGGGUUUGAUUACAGAAACUAAUAAAGUAUUCUCUAAAUAAA
This is a messenger RNA of Pezoporus flaviventris, 10146 nucleotides long. RefSeq names its product proline rich coiled-coil 2C (gene PRRC2C). The record is from RefSeq and is a predicted model, not a curated record. Gene Ontology annotation, biological process: cell differentiation. NCBI's taxonomy places the organism in Eukaryota, Metazoa, Chordata, Aves, Psittaciformes, Psittacidae. The transcript has 35 exons. The coding region runs from base 214 to 8520 and encodes 2768 amino acids.